GUGUCCGCCAUGGCGAUCCUCUUCCCGACACGUCUCUCUCUCUCAAUUCUUCUUUGCCCCCCCCUCUCCCCCCCCUAGUCUCUGCUCAGUCGCAUCGAACCCACUGCGAGUCACUCGGAUGAAGAGCAAUGGAGGUCGUGGGUUUGGUUUAUGGAUUUGUUUGCUCGAUAGUUUAUGUAACGACGAGGCCGUUAGUGAUCUGCAUUUCAUCAUGCCUGUUCUGUCUGAAAACAGCUUUGAUCACCCUCUUCAUGUCUGCUGAUCUCUUGAGCUCUGCUAUCUGCUUCCACGUUAACAUGCUCUUGAGGGCAGUGUUGGGCACGCUUUGGGGUUUGCUCUUGCUUUUGACGCUCCCCAUUCGCUUCUUCGCUUUCAUACCUCGAGAAAGACUGCUUGAGCAAAGUAUGUAUGAGAUGCACUGCGAGUUGGAGAAUCUUGAAUGGAAUAGGGAAGAAAUAGAGAAAAACCUUCAGGCAGCUAUCAAUGAGUACCGGGUUAUGGAAUCAGAGUUGGCUGAACUUGCAGAGGAUCAUAAUGAAGCCAUUUCCAAGAUUGAAAAGUUGGAGAUUGAGUUGCAGGAUUUGAAGGAGGAAAAUCUUCGCCUGAAGGAAGUCCAAGGCAAAGGGCAUUGGAGCACAAAGGGCCAUGCCGAGGCUGAUAAAGAUCCAACCACUUCCUCUACCGAAGGUCGCAGCGCUCACUCUGGAACUUCUGCAUCAAAGUCCAGACAUGAUCAACACACUGCAAAUCUCCAAGCCACUAGACCGACGAAAAUUCCACACGGGCAGAAGAGAAAGGCCGAUGGAACAGUACUUAGAUCCCCUCCCUACCCAUUCGGGAAUGACACUGUCCUAAAGGGGGAAGGAGAAUCUGAAGUUAUCGGCUCGGAAAGGGGAAUUGCCUUAUCUAGAAGCAUUUUCAGUGCGGUCCUCUCGGUUCUAGUGGGACUGAUCAUAUCAGAAGCGAAGCAAGAGGAUUUAUGCACGCCCCUCGUGGGAGCUCUCUUCACAGUGGUCGGCAUUUCCCUAAAGAGUGUGGUUCAGUUCUUCUCGAGCGUUAAGAACAAACCCGCAUCAGACGCAGUCGCUCUCAUGAGCCUAAACUGGUUCAUACUUGGCACUCUUACAUACCCAACUCUACCGAGAAUGGCUCGGACGGUAGCCCCGGCAUUGUUCAGCACCACAGGCUCGGUUCUGACAUCGAUCGGCCGUACAGUCCCUUCAUGAAGCAUGGUUCAGGACAAAACUCUGUAACAUACUUUAACAAAAAUUCUGUAACAUAUAUGUCCUCUGAAACGGUCUGAACAGCAGAAGUUUCGUUUCACGGUGUCAAUCGUCUUGUGAAUAUGUAAUCGAUGAAUGGUUUUUUUUUUAAUCUGGUGAGAUUCAAAUC
Messenger RNA from Tarenaya hassleriana, 1392 nucleotides. RefSeq lists its product as uncharacterized. The transcript has 4 exons. The coding region runs from base 129 to 1226 and encodes 365 amino acids. NCBI's taxonomy places the organism in Eukaryota, Viridiplantae, Streptophyta, Magnoliopsida, Brassicales, Cleomaceae. The record is from RefSeq and is a predicted model, not a curated record.